GAUACCACAAUCUCUGCUACUCUCUGCAUGGCUUUCACCCUGCCCAAUCUGUGUCCAUCAGCUCUCCAGUCCAAGUGUCAGCUCCUCUAGCUAUGUAUUUCCCUUCCUCUCAGAAAGAGCUGAGUAACCCUCUGCCACAAAGGCUUCAAACCAGGGAAGUAGAAACCGCCCUCUCCACUACAUCCUGUCAGAUUAGCAGCUUCUGAUUUAUAUUGGUAUUGUCCAAGUAUGAAAGAAGCAGCUUUUCCACAGCAGUUAUAGAAUCCGUUGUUUGUGAGGGACUUCAUCAUGGGCUGAAAUGAGCUGAUAGCCACCACUACAGGAUACAUGAAAGUAAUUUGCUUCUGGUUUUUUACUCUUUUCACAGCUGAUUGCUGUGGACAUCAUUAUGGUUCUGAGAACACAGCAGAAUUCUAGUGCAUGAAGGACGUAAAUGAUAAUCCCGGAGGACCAUCUGGCCUGGAGCAGACAUUGGAACCAAGCUACGAUGUGACUGAAAGAACUGAGUGCAAGUCAGAUGGUUGUUCCAGUCCAGCCGUUAUGGAGUCAAUGGAUGAAGCUGAAGGACAGCAAGAAGAGCUGAACAGGAAGGAGCAGUCCCUGAAAACCUCUCAGAAAACAGCAGUGCUUGGUUGGGCGCCCCGAUGGAAUGGAUUAAUGCCUGGAGACCACAUGUAUCUGUUUGUCCUCUCACAGAUACUGCUUCUCUGCAUGAUGCUGUGGUACGGCACUUACGGGACCAUCCCAGCAGCUCAGAAUGCCUUUGACCUGCUCUCGUACUUGCUUACCCCAUUUAAACAGGUUUUGUCAGAUCAAGGGGAGAACCUGACUACAAUUGGGAGCAUUGUGGUAUCAUACAUCGUGCUGUCUUUAGCUUCUCUAGGACUGCUGUUUGUAGGAUCUCUGUUUUGGCAUCUGCUCAGAGCCCGACCAGACCCCCCCUUCCCGCUACAAGAGGACAGACGCCAAUCUGUGAGCCGACAGCCUUCAUUCACGUACUCAGAGUGGACAGAGGAUAAAAAUGAGGAUGACUUCCUAGAUUUGGAUCCCGUACCGGAGACUCCGGUCUUUGACUGCGUAAUGGACAUUAAAGCGGAGACAGACCCAGCUACUCUAACGGUUAAAUCCGUGGGCUUGCAAGAAAGGAGAGGUUCAAAUGUUUCACUCACACUGGAUAUGUGUACCCCAGGCUGUUCUGAGCAAGGUUUUGGCUAUGUCAUGUCACCACGGGAACAGUCAGCCCGAGAAUACCUCCAGACAGCAUCAAACAUUCUUACUGAAGAGGAACUGCACAAGAAAGCACUGGAUCCUUUCAUACUCCAGGCAGAGUUCUUUGAAAUUCCAAUGAACUUUGUUGACCCAAAGGAAUAUGAUAUUCCAGGCUUAGUGCGUAAGAAUCGCUACAAGACAAUUCUCCCGA
Molecule: messenger RNA, 1420 nt
Organism: Empidonax traillii (willow flycatcher)
Lineage: Eukaryota; Metazoa; Chordata; Aves; Passeriformes; Tyrannidae
Product: tyrosine-protein phosphatase non-receptor type 5-like
Exons: 8
Biological process (GO): protein dephosphorylation
Molecular function (GO): protein tyrosine phosphatase activity
Source: RefSeq, a predicted model, not a curated record